Paraglomus occultum is the source of this 498-nucleotide messenger RNA. NCBI's taxonomy places the organism in Eukaryota, Fungi, Glomeromycota, Glomeromycetes, Paraglomerales, Paraglomeraceae. The record is from the annotation of a GenBank genome assembly.
AUGUCAACAAUAGGCUUUACUCAGAGCACAAAACUCAGUCGGGAGGAUUAUCGAAGGCAGAAAGAUUUAGAGGCAGCCAGAAAAGCUGGUACUGCUCCCGCUGAACAGGAUGAAGAAGGGAGGGACAUUAACCCUCAUAUACCGCAAUAUAUUGCCAAAGCACCCUGGUACCUUGAUACUGGUGGACCUACACUCAAACAUCAAAGGCUUCGGGAGGGCGAAACUUUAUCCAAACCUGAAACAUGGUAUAUGCGUGGAGUAAGAGCUGGUCCUGCCGCUACAAAAUAUCGAAAAGGUGCUUGCGAGAAUUGCGGUGCAAUGACUCACAAGACGAAAGAUUGCGUGGAACGACCAAGAAAACUUGGUGCAAAAUGGACGGGAAAAAAUAUUCAAGCUGACGAAAUAAUACAAGAGAUCGAAUUAGACUAUGAUGCAAAAAGAGAUCGGUGGAACGGAUAUGAUCCAUCAGAACAUGCCAAGAUUUACGAAGGCAAGUGA